Molecule: messenger RNA, 1416 nt
Organism: Odocoileus virginianus texanus
Lineage: Eukaryota; Metazoa; Chordata; Mammalia; Artiodactyla; Cervidae
Gene: SUCNR1
Product: succinate receptor 1
Biological process (GO): G protein-coupled receptor signaling pathway
Cellular component (GO): plasma membrane
Molecular function (GO): G protein-coupled receptor activity
Source: RefSeq, a predicted model, not a curated record
AGCUGCAUCAGGUUGCUGGCAAAAAAUUUCUGUCAAGGGAUCAGGCCUUCUGGCAAAAUGGAAUGGAAUGCAACUUGUGAAUACUGGGAGGCCGUGCAGACUGCCCUGGAAAGCUGCUACCUUCCCAUUUUGUAUGGCAUUGAGUUUAUUGUGGGACUCCUUGGGAAUACUGCUGUUGUUUUUGGCUACCUCUUCUGCCUGAAGAACUGGAACAGCAGUAACAUCUACCUCUUCAACCUCUCUAUCUGUGACUUGGCUUUUUUGUGUACCCUUCCCAUGCUGAUGAGAAAGUAUGCCCAGAGAAAAUGGCCAUAUGCGUCUGUGCUGUGUAUAAGCAACAGAUACAUACUUCAUGCCAACCUCUACACCAGUAUUCUUUUCCUCACUUUUAUCAGCAUCGAUCGAUAUCUGCUCAUGAACUAUCCUUUCCGGGAACACCUCCUGCAAAAGAAAGCAUCUGCUAUUUUAAUAUCUUUGGCCAUCUGGGGCUUAGUAACCUUAGAGCUCCUGCCCAUACUUCUUUUUAUACAUUCUGAGGACAAUGGCACCAACUGUACUGAUUAUGCAAGUUCUGGGGACCCCAAUCACAGCCUCAUUUAUAGCAUGUGCUUAACCUUUCUGGGCUUUCUCAUUCCCCUUUUUGUCAUGUGCUUCUUUUCUUUCAAGAUUGCUCUCUUUCUAAAGCAGAGGAACAGGCAGCUCACUACAGCUUUGCCCCUUGAGAAGCCUCUGCACUUAGUCAUCAUGGCUGUGGUGAUCUUCUCUGUGCUUUUUACUCCCUACCAUGUCAUGCGAAAUGUCCGGAUUGCUUCACGCCUGGAGACCUGGAAGAAGUCCCCAUGCACUGAAGCCAUCAUCAACUCCUUGUACAUCUUGACAAGGCCAUUGGCCUUUCUGAACAGUGUCAUCAACCCUGUCUUCUAUUUCCUUCUGGGGGAUCACUUCAGGGAGAUGUUGGUGAAUAAACUGCGGCACCACUUCAAGGCCCUUACAUCCUUCAGAAGAUGAGCUCGUGGAUGGACAUUUUCGCUCGGGAAUAGUGAGGUGCCCAUGUAACAGAUCAUUUUACAGAAGCAGCUGUAGGCCGGGUAGAGUUUAACUCAGACACAAAUCAGAGAGGCCCACAGACUUGACCCUGGUUUAAAGGCAUGCUGGACCCAGGGUGUGUGAAAGGAAGAUGAUGGAAGGCAUUUAUUGGUUUCUUGACCUAAGCACUUAAAGGAGUUGGACUAACACUGUCUAAUGUUUGAGCACAUAAGUCCAAAAUUCUAGGUCAUAUAAGACCCCCUCAACCAGUGUAAAAAGAACAAAGAUAAAGUCGCAAGUUGUUUGUGUUCAAUCACUACUUAGAUUGUAAACAACAAAAAAAAAUUGUGUUGACACUAUUCUGUAUGUUAUUCAUAUGUGUGUGUUAGU